Messenger RNA from Candoia aspera, 6292 nucleotides. RefSeq names its product collagen type IV alpha 1 chain (gene COL4A1). NCBI's taxonomy places the organism in Eukaryota, Metazoa, Chordata, Lepidosauria, Squamata, Candoiidae. The record is from RefSeq and is a predicted model, not a curated record. Gene Ontology annotation, molecular function: extracellular matrix structural constituent conferring tensile strength. The coding region runs from base 154 to 5187 and encodes 1677 amino acids. Gene Ontology annotation, biological process: extracellular matrix organization. The transcript has 52 exons. Gene Ontology annotation, cellular component: collagen trimer; basement membrane.
GCCGCCGCCCACAAGCGGGGCCCGAGAGUCAAGCUCGCCUUUCCGGUGCUAGAGACGCUCCAGGCGGGACACGGGAGAGAAGACUGGCGGUAUUAGCUCUGUUGGGCACGGCCACGUGUGAAUACCGGUGGGGCGGACUGCGCUUCCCCGGCGAUGGGUAGCAGCCUGCCGGGGCCGGGCAUCGCUCUCCUCUUAGCGGUGCUCCUCAGUCCGUGGCAGCGGUCCUCGGCGGCGGCGGCGGGUUGUUCUGGCUGUGGAAAAUGUGACUGCGGUGGAGUAAAGGGGCAAAAAGGUGAAAGAGGUUUGCCAGGUUUACAAGGUUUGGUGGGAUUUCCUGGAGUACAAGGGCCAGAAGGGCCCCCAGGAUCCUCUGGAAUGAAGGGCGAUACUGGAGAACCAGGAUUACCAGGAACAAAAGGAACUAGAGGCCCACCUGGUCCAGCAGGCUAUCCCGGGAAUCCUGGCCUUCCGGGCAUCCCUGGAGGAGAUGGCCCACCUGGUCCUCCUGGGAUCCCAGGAUGCAAUGGAACAAAGGGAGAAAGAGGUCCUCUUGGUCCACCUGGCUUACCUGGCUUACCUGGCAAUGUUGGGCCCGCAGGACGUCCGGGAAUAAAGGGAGACCCAGGAGAAAUUAUCGGAAUGGUGCCAGGUGGUUUUCAAAAGGGUGAGAAGGGAUUUCCUGGCCACCCUGGAUUACCAGGAUCACCUGGACUACCAGGUCUUGCUGGCCCUAUUGGACCACCUGGAAUUCCUGGAAGACAAGGUAUUCCAGGGCCACCUGGACCUGCAGGUGAGAAGGGUCAUAUGGGCUUGCGUUUCCAAGGUCCAAAAGGGGAUAAGGGUGAGCGUGGUGUCAUAGGCCCUCCUGGUCCCCAAGGAACGGAUUCACAGCAGCAACAGAAAGGGAUCAUAGUCAUACCUGGAGAUAAAGGUGCUCCUGGUGAAAAAGGUGAAGCUGGCUUACCAGGGCCACCAGGCCAGAGCAUCAAAGGGGGAAAAGGUGAACCUGGGAAACCUGGUUCACGGGGAAGGCCUGGAAAGGAUGGAGAGGACGGAGAGAAGGGAGAACGUGGAGUACCUGGUCAGCCAGGAUUUCCUGGACCUCCUGGUGCAACUGGACCUAAAGGAGACAAGGGUGUAGCAGGACUUCCUGGACCUCCAGGAAUUGUUACAGGUGAAGAAGAAGAAGAAGUGUUUGGUGAAAAAGGAGAUCCAGGACCUCAAGGAUUUUCAGGAAGGAAAGGUGAACCAGGUCCAAAAGGUGAUGCAGGUUUUCCAGGGCCACCAGGUCCUCCAGGGCAACCUGCUUCAGAGAUCAGAGGACCACCUGGUUUUCCUGGUGAAAGAGGGGAAAAAGGUGACCGGGGACCUCCUGGACUUUCUUUGCCUGGGCCAAAAGGAAGAGAUGGAUUUACAGGACCUCGUGGUUCACCUGGGCCUCCAGGCCCCCCUGGUGUAACAGAUGGAAUUCUGGGGUGUGAACAUGGUCCGCCUGGUGACCCAGGUCUUCAAGGAAGCCCUGGACAGCCGGGUUACUCAGGAGAAAGAGGAGAGAAAGGUGAAAAAGGUGAAGGUUGCCUGGUGUGCGAUGGGGCAGGUUUUCCUGGGCCUCCAGGGCCUCAAGGGCUUCAGGGGGAUCCAGGCGUUCAAGGACCACCAGGUGCUAAAGGUGAUAGAGGUUCUCCUGGAUUUGGAGGCAUUCCAGGAGUGGCAGGACCUCCUGGUACACCAGGUUUUAUUGGAAGCCCAGGACCAAAAGGAGAACCUGGAGAGGUUUUCUAUGACUCCAUUGUAAAAGGUGAAAGGGGAGAACCAGGAUCCCCUGGACAACCAGGUAUUCCUGGUAGAGAAGGAAGGCCAGGAAACGAUGGUCUACCUGGCAUCCCAGGACCUAAAGGAGCAUCCGGAACCAUUGGACUAAAAGGAGACCAUGGACUCCCAGGAAUAAGUGGUUUUCCAGGACCUCCUGGAGACAGAGGUUUUCCUGGGUCCCCAGGAGUUGGGAGGCCUGGACCUCAUGGUGAUAAAGGGGAAAAAGGGGGUUCCGGAAUCCCUGGGAACCCAGGACUUCCAGGUCCUAAAGGUGAAGCUGGACGUGUCAUUUCUCUGUCUGGUCCCUCUGGGCCCAGAGGUUUUCCCGGACCCGCUGGAAAUCCAGGCCUCCAAGGUGACAAGGGAGACGCAGGGAUCCCAGGAAGACCUGGCCUGCCAGGUGAAAAAGGUCUGGCAGGGCCUCCAGGAAUUGGAUUUCCUGGCCCUCCAGGGCCCCCAGGUUUUCCCGGUCAGCCAGGUCCACAAGGUUUGAGUGGAGAGAAGGGAGAUCUUGGAUCCCACGGUGCACCAGGUGCAGCUGGAGCCAAAGGACAGAAGGGUGAAGCUGGAUUAGGUCUCCCAGGUUCUAAAGGUUUUCCUGGUCUCCAAGGACGAGAUGGCUCUCCUGGAACAAAAGGCGACCAGGGAUAUCCUGGUGUGCCAGGGGAAAAAGGGUUUCCUGGCAUACCUGGCCAGGCAGGAUCUCGAGGUGAAUCGGGUCCUCCUGGAUUACCAGGUUUACAGGGCUCCCCUGGUGAACCCCAGAUGGGCCUUCCUGGCCCCCCUGGCCCCCCAGGACAAUUUGGGCCUCCAGGACCAUUAGGGCCUCCAGGGAUCAAAGGCGAGAGAGGCCAUCCAGGUAUCCCUGGAGUAGAUAUGCCAGGGCCUAAAGGAGAUAAAGGGAGCCCAGGACCACAAGGGCUACCAGGUGUGCAAGGGUCAUCAGGCCAACCUGGCUUACAGGGACAACAAGGACAUUCUGGUGUUCCAGGACUUAAAGGAGAAAUGGGAAUUAUGGGUACCCCUGGAACCCAAGGUCCUCCUGGCCCUGUAGGAACUCCUGGAACUCCAGGUGAAAAAGGUAGCAUAGGUUUUCCUGGAGUGGCAGGACACAGAGGUGAUCCAGGGUUAAAAGGUGAAAAAGGUGAAGUUGGUCUCCCAGGAGAGCCAGGAUCAAUGGAUCAUGUUGAUAUGGAAAACCUGAAAGGCCAAAAAGGAGAACAAGGAGAUAAAGGAGCAAAAGGGAUAAUAGGAGAGAAGGGGAUUCAAGGAAUUUCUGGCAGCUCAGGAAUGCCAGGGAAGGAUGGGGAUCCUGGUUUACCAGGCCAAUCAGGACCAAAAGGAGAUCCAGGUACUCCAGGAUUCCACGGUGAACCAGGAUUUCCUGGAGAAAAAGGAUCAGUGGGUGAAAUGGGUAUACCAGGGAUACCUGGAGAAAAAGGUGUUCGAGGCCUUCCAGGUGAGCCAGGUCAAACAGGAUUUCCUGGAGUUAGAGGUGAAAAAGGACAGAAAGGAGAGUCUGGACUUCCUGGAAUUGGCUUCCCUGGAGCUCCUGGUGAGAAGGGUGAACAAGGAUGGUCGGGUAGUGCAGGCUUACCUGGAGAAAAAGGUGAAAAGGGCACUCUAGGUAGUUCAGGCAUCCCCGGAUUCCCAGGCAUCAAAGGGCAACCUGGCCUUCCAGGUUCUCCAGGUGUUCCGGGAGCACCAGGUGAAAAAGGACAGAAAGGAUCCCUAGGCUUGAGUGGCUUCCCAGGCUUCAAAGGACACGCAGGUGACAUUGGACCACCUGGUCCACAGGGAGCUAUUGGAGAAAAAGGUGAGCCAGGUUUUGGUGGAAUUCCAGGCUCUCCUGGUUCAAAAGGUGAUUCAGGUCUUCCAGGCAGAGGAUUUCCUGGAUUUCCAGGUGAAAAAGGAGAAAGAGGUCCUAAAGGAAAUGUGGGCUCUCCAGGAAGUCCAGGAAGUCCAGGAAUUCCUGGUACAAAGGGAGACAUUGGAUUUGUUGGUCCCCAAGGUCCCCAAGGCCAACCAGGCAUCCCUGGGUUACCAGGGAAGUUUGGUGAGGGGCCCAAGGGUGACCGGGGACCCCAAGGGCAACCUGGGCUUCAAGGGCUUCCUGGGCCUCACGGAUCUCCAGGGGUUUCAGGAUUAACAGGAGAAAAAGGAGAAAAAGGAAACCCAGGUUGGCCAGGAGCACCUGGGAAAGCUGGACUCAAAGGUGACAAGGGAUUUCAAGGAAUCUCUGGCAAUGCUGGUUUCCCUGGAACUUCUGGUCAGAAAGGUGACAUGGGACCUCCUGGAGUUCCAGGUCCCCAAGGUCUAAAAGGUUCUUCAGGUUUACCUGGAUCCAAGGGAACACAGGGUGACCAAGGGUUUCCUGGAGCUAAAGGUUUGCCAGGCCCACCAGGUCCUCCAGGCCCUUUUCAUCUUCUGAAAGGCGAACCAGGCCUACCUGGUUCCUUAGGUCCUGCUGGCCCCAAAGGAUUUCCUGGUUUUCCAGGACCAAAAGGACAACAAGGUGUAACAGGACUUCCAGGUUUGGAUGGCCCCUCAGGAAUGCCAGGAUUUGAUGGCACACCUGGUCAGAAAGGAGAAAGUGGCCCUGUGGGUCCCCCAGGUCCUAGAGGCUUUCCUGGUCCACCUGGUCCUGAAGGCAUGCCAGGGUCAAUGGGUCCACCAGGCAGUCCCUCUGUGGCUCAUGGUUUCCUUGUGACCAGGCACAGCCAAACCACAGAAGAGCCCUUCUGUCCAUUUGGGACAAGACUCAUGUUCUAUGGAUAUUCUUUGCUUUAUGUACAAGGCAAUGAACGGGCCCAUGGUCAGGAUUUGGGUUCCGCUGGAAGCUGUCUACGUAAAUUCAGCACAAUGCCUUUCCUAUUCUGCAAUAUUAACAAUGUCUGCAAUUUUGCCUCGAGAAAUGAUUAUUCUUACUGGUUGUCAACCCCUGAACCCAUGCCAAUGAGCAUGGCUCCUCUGACAGGAGAAAGCAUCAGACCUUUCAUCAGCAGGUGUGCUGUGUGUGAAGCUCCUUCUAUGGUGAUGGCAGUUCACAGCCAAACGGUUCAAAUUCCACCAUGCCCAGAAGGCUGGAACUCUCUGUGGAUAGGCUACUCCUUUGUGAUGCACACCAGCGCAGGGGCAGAAGGCUCCGGGCAAGCACUGGCCUCUCCAGGCUCCUGCCUUGAAGAGUUUCGCAGUGCGCCGUUCAUUGAGUGCCAUGGGAAGGGCACCUGCAAUUAUUAUGCCAAUGCGUACAGCUUCUGGCUUGCCACCAUUGAGAGGAAUGAAAUGUUCAAAAAACCUACGCCUUCCACACUGAAGGCUGGAGAACUACACUCAAAUGUUAGCCGCUGCCAAGUCUGUAUGAAAAGAACAUAAUGACUUCCCCGUUGUACCUAAUUUCACAAUAUGGUGCUAUUUUGUUAACAGCAGUGAAGCUUAGGCAUGUAUCCUAUGUACCUCAUUGUUACCAGGUAUAAAGCCAUCAAGUGCCUUACGGGAAUCUGCCUGACUAAAUUCUCUACUUUUUUGGCCUUUAUUUGCUGAAGAGGAAAAAGAUGCAGUGGAGACAAUGCUUCAGAUGGCACUUUUGAAGAAACCUGAUUUUGUACAUCAAUGUGAUGCACUGAAACCUGCUCUAAAUUCAGAAUUGGGGGGAAAAAGAGAAGGAUCCAGUUCUGCCACAUGUAUGCAACUCCUUUUUUCUAUGUGUAUGCAUUACAUAUAUGGGAUUCUAUCAUAAUUAGGAUGAUUGUUAGACAAAUUAACCCAUACAAACAGGACUUCUGGACCCAAAGUAUUGUUGAAGAGCAGUAUUCCUGAUUGACACGACAACAUGCCAAUGUUUCCUCUUGCAUUGCAUUAAAAGGCCUGGAGCCAAGGGAGCAGAGUUCUGGCUGAGGGAAUGAAGGUUUCUGCUCUGUGGUACUAUGUGGCCCUGUCUAGUCCACCUUCCUAAGGAAUACAGGAUGGACCAGUGUGUGUGCAAGCUGAUUGAUGUUGAAUAUUUAUGUAUUAGCCAUUCUGCAAAUGAAGCAUUGAACGGUUUUUAAUUAUAAUGUAUUUUUUCUUAAUAUCCACUCUUAUGUUAGAGGAGAUAUGAGAAAUAACUAAUCCUCCUAGAUAAUGAUCAAAUUGGCUAGGAAAAAACCCUAGUCAACCAGUCAACCACCUGGUGAUUACUACAGUAAUAUUCAGGCCUUGAGCAGCUUCUUUAUGGAUUUAAUAUUUCAGGGUUUUUAAGCACUAAUACACUGAAUGACUUGAUUUUAACAGAUGAAUGGCCUUAUGAUUUGGUGAAGUUUUUAGUUAAUAAACUCACAUGCUUUUUUAUAAAAUAUGCUGAUAAUUCAAAAAAUCAUAUGUAAAACAGGUUGUAUAAAAAUUGUAUUAAAAUACUUUUAAAAAUAGGCCCUCUUGAUAAAUCCUUCACAGUGGACCUUUUAAAAUUAAAGUCUGUAAUAAAACAAUUUGUAUAAAAAUA